Gadus morhua (Atlantic cod) is the source of this 2002-nucleotide messenger RNA. It is a transcript of the gene rad51ap1, whose product is annotated as RAD51 associated protein 1. Gene Ontology annotation, molecular function: single-stranded DNA binding; double-stranded DNA binding. Gene Ontology annotation, biological process: interstrand cross-link repair; double-strand break repair via homologous recombination. The record is from RefSeq and is a predicted model, not a curated record. NCBI's taxonomy places the organism in Eukaryota, Metazoa, Chordata, Actinopteri, Gadiformes, Gadidae. Bases 265 to 1368 code for a protein of 367 amino acids. The transcript is spliced from 9 exons.
GCUGUCUUCAGAUUGUCAACAAGACGCGAAGUUCGGGCGGGCGGAUUGAAAACCGAGGACGACGUUACAGUUAGAAAACUUCAUUAAACUUACCAGUUUGCCUCACUAAACGUGAUUUUAUCUAUUAACAUUAAAUAUGUUACCCUAUAGCUGUCCUUAUAUUACCUAAUGUUAACACAUUAACGGGAUAUGUGCUGUCUAAGAAGCUAAACGUGUCGCUAAAGAAUCCACGUUAGAUAGUGUAACUCGAGCGUGUUACCAACUAUGGAUCGGCCUGCAAGGAAGUCGAAGGUUAUCAACUACUGCGACCUGGAUGACGAUGAGGACUUUGCAAGUUCAAAGCCGCCUGCCAGCAAGAAACCAAGAGAGGAAAUUAAACCGGUGCUCAAGAAACCCUUGAGCAAGUCCUCCAGUCAGGAUUUACAUCCACAACCCUCAGCCAACCACAGUGACAGGAAGCCGCCGGAUCAGAAGCUGUAUGAGCGAGACCUGGAGGCAGCACUCACCCUGUCUCUGCUCCACGGUACCAAAGACUGCCAUGUGGACCUGUCCCCCACCACGAGUCUGACCCCCACCCUCCACACAGAGCAGUACCCCACCAUGGGUCUGUCCCCCACCGCAGACUUGUCCCCCACCGCAGAAGCUGAGGAUGGACGACGAGGAGAGGAGAGAGAAGAUCCUUCCCCUCUGCUGUUCUCUAACUGCAGCGUAAACGGAAACCUGAUGGGUUUGGACAACAUCCUGGCAGAGCGAGGGUCUUCCAAGGUCAAGUCCUCCCCCAGGACCGGUGAGCCCCCACGGGGUCAGACUCACAACCCAGACCAGGACCCAGACGAGGACUACAAGCCCAGACUCACACCAGAAUCGGAAAGUGACGACAACUCGAGCGGAGUGGCGGAGAGUGAGGAUGAGGAGUUCACCGUGAGGAAGGUCAUCAAGAAAAGCAAGAAGGAGACCAAGAAGAUGGAGAAGAAGACGAAGACUCCUCCUCCUCGUCCUCCUCCCCAGACCUCCUCUAAGAGGGACAAGCUGACCUCCAAAGCAGCUAAAGCCAAACCACCAGCGACAGCUUCCACACCAGUCAGGGCCGCCGCCUCCACGCCCCUCAGAACCCCUCCCUCGGUCAAUCAGGGGUCAGGAUCCAGAAGGCCGCCGCCCCCCUCUGCCGCCACUCCUCCCUGUGUGCCUGCUGCCAGCCCAGCAGGGGGCAGCAGAGUCUCCAAGUGGAAUCCUCCAGGUCAGCUGGGCAGCAGCCCCUCCCCCUCCCAGGGCUCUGCGCUGAGGUCCCCCGCUGGGGGGGGGCUGAGACUGGGGCUGUCCCGCAGGGUCCGGGUCAAACCCCUGCACCCCAGUGUGGCCAGUCACUGACACACACACACACACACACACACACACACACACACACACACACACACACACACACACACACACACACACACACACACACACACACACACACACACACACACACACACACCUCUAAGUCCUCCUCUUCCUUGUCUGUUAAUGACUUUUGUAAAAUGUUAAAUCUUAUUAGAAUUGACCUCUCGUUCUGCUCAUUUCGUUUUUAUUAUUAAAUAUUUCCAUCAAAGUAUACAAUUGUUUGUUCAUUUUAUUGGGGUCAGAAAUUCGUAUCCAGUAAUUUGAUGUAUGACUAGAUGAAGAAUUAUAUGAGAAUGAGUCACACAUUAAGAUUAAAUAGGUAUGUGCCUGGGGCCCUCUAAUUCAACCUGAUCAUGUGCCUUCAGGUUUAUUUUUUCCAUAUUUCCAUUUAUCUUUAUAUCUAUAUAUAUAUAUAUGUACAUCUGUACAGAUAUAGAUAUAUCAAUAUAGAUUGAUGGAUGGAUAUUGGAUCUGGAUAUAUGUGAUGCAGAAUCAGCUGAGGGGCCUUGUGUUUGGCUGGGGGGAGGGCAACGUUUAGGUUAAUUCUAUGAAUUUUCACAAGUUGUAAAACCGAGUCAGUAGUGACUCGGCUAAAAACAUUAAAAACAUUUCGGAAACA